Messenger RNA from Lotus japonicus, 2378 nucleotides. RefSeq names its product nuclear pore complex protein NUP1. The coding region runs from base 97 to 2226 and encodes 709 amino acids. The record is from RefSeq and is a predicted model, not a curated record. Lineage: Eukaryota; Viridiplantae; Streptophyta; Magnoliopsida; Fabales; Fabaceae. The transcript has 8 exons. Gene Ontology annotation, biological process: nuclear membrane organization. Gene Ontology annotation, cellular component: nuclear envelope.
UCAAAAUCACGCGAAAUUAAACUAAAAAUAUCAAAUAUGCAAUUAAACUGAACAUUAUUCCGCGGCAACUCGAUUUUAGUGCCCACUCCACUCCGCAUGGACGCCGCCGAUCAGAUCACAGCUACGGCGGAGGACAGAGGCGCCGGCGGCAAGCUCCGGAAACCACCACCGAGAAGGCCGCCUGCUAGCCCUUACGCCCGUCCGGCGCCCCGCCGUUGGAUUUCCAAGCUCGUCGAUCCCGCCUACCGAGUCAUCGCCGGCGGAGCCACUCGUUUUCUCCCUUCCUUCUUCUCCACAACGGUUCCCGCCUCUGCAUCUGCAGCACUACGUCUACCUGACCCUACUUCUUCAUCUUCCUCUCCAGACCAAGUAUGUAAAGGGCAAACUGGUGAACAAGGAGAUAAAGAUAAUACACUCAAAAGUGAUUUACAACUCUUGGCAUCCGAAUCAAUUGAGUACAGACAGGAUGAAAAAGGAAAGCAGUCUGAGAAAAAUAGGCUUUCAGAUGUCGAGCAACUUCUGCAAAGGAAAAAACUUUCUAGAGAUGAAUUCAAUCAUUUGGUAGAGGUUUUAAAUUCAAGGGUAAUGGACCCCGCAAUUGAUGAACAUGGAAAGGAAAAUACAAAUUUGACUACUGGGAAAGAUGAUGGGAAGCUUGCAAUGGCAAGCAUGCUUCCAAAGGUUUCAAGUGAACAGAGGCAUCAAGAGUUGAAUGGGGCCAUACCGGUAGGCUCUUCACCUCUUGGAUUUUCAAAAGUUCGAGAUGAUAUUGGUGCUUCACCAAUUGAGCUUGCUAGAGCAUACAUGGAUUCCCGUGCAUCAGAUGCAGGCCUCAAUUCUAAGAGCAUGUUUGAUACUGUUAAAAGCACAACUUUGUAUUGUGAUGAAGCUGCAAUAAAGCCACAUGAUCUGUCACCAUCGAAAAAGUCAUCAACAUGCUGGCCUGGUGCUAUGGUGCAGGAUGCUUACUUAACACCACAAAGCCAGAGAAAGGGAUAUGGACUUCACAACCUUCGCCGGACUCCUUAUUCCAGAUCUCUAUGGACAAACUCUAAGUCCAAGUCAGUUUAUGCACAAGUAGAAGACGGCCACUUUUCAUCAACUCCCCUCCAUCAAUCAGAGACUACUCCAUAUCCGCAGACAAAGGAUAAAUCUAAAGUUGAUGCAUUGGGAAGUGGGUAUGGAUCUGUUGGACCUAUUCGUUCAACUAGGCGUAAAUUUGGUGUGCAAUCUACUUCACGAAGACCAGCUUAUUCAUCUCUGAGUAUUCCUUCACAGCGAGAAAGUUCUGGUGUUAUUGAAGGUUUCACUCCUACUGUUACAAAGAGCACGGAUGCUGAUGGGAUGGGCAACAAUCAUAAGCCCCUGGGCUUUAAGGGGGGUGUUCCCAUGCAUACCAGUUUGAUGGCUAAGAAGAUAUUGGAGCAUAUUGACAGAAGUGUUCCCACUCCUAAAGAAAAAUCUGCUGAGUUGAAUCUAGCAACUAAAUGGAAGAAUCCUGAAUCUUUGGUUAAUUUCAAAACUACCUUUUCAAAUGAAGAAAAUGGCUUGGUUAAAUCAAAAGAUCAUAGUCCUUAUAAAUAUGAUGGACCUGAUGGAAAGAAAUAUACUCUAAAAGAUGAUUGUGAAGGAAACAACAAUGUUGAUAUUCAACCUAGGGAGAGAAAUGAUAAAUCUAUUGAUAUCAGAAAGGAAGGAACUUUGGCAUCUGACAAGAAUGUUUGCAGCAACAUCCCUAGACAUGGUAAUGAUGCAAGGACUGGUGAUUCUCAAACUUCUUCAAUGAGAGCUUCUGAAGAGGAAGCUUUGAUGACUCUACCAAGAGUAAAUGAAGAAAAGAUGCCUCUUACUAGCUCCGCAGCGAGUAAGCCAGUUUUAGCUCCUAUUACGGUCAAGAAGCCUGUAUCAAGAUGGACCUCAGGAUCUGAUAAUGGCUCAGGAUUUACCUUUCCUGUUUCGGCAUCCUCUUCUGUAUUCUUAGAGCCGCCGACACCUUCCAUAAUGCCAUUGUUCUCUGCUGCUGGGGAUCAACACCAAUCAAAAGAAGGAUCUAGUGUACUGUCAUAUAGUUUUGGUUCAAAAAAGUCCGGACCGGCGGUUGUAUUUUCCUUCCCUUCAACAAGCAAUACCAUUCAUAAUGGGAUCGGAGACAUCAAGUUUAACUUUGGUUCACCAGAGAAGGCAAGGCUGUCGUUUUCAUUUGGAAAAAAUGCUGUCUGCUGCUAAGCAAAACCAAGAAAUGGUGUUCUGAUGGUUGUUCCAGCUACUUUUUGUUGGAUUAUUGUUAUUUUUUUCGUUCAACAUUCUUGGAGAAGGUUGUAUAUUGGUUUUCUUUUCUUUCCGUGAAGAUGAGUAAGAUUCAGCCGUUGAGUCCUAAA